AUGGCCAUCCUACAUUUAGUCCUCUUCCGAUUCAAACCCGAGAUUUCUCAAGGCCGUCGGCAAGCCUUUCUUCAAGAGUUCAUGGCUCUUUCUCAAAAGUGCAAGGAUGAGUCAGAUAGGCUGUAUAUCAAAAGUAUACGAGGCGGAGUGGAAUGUACCCUAGAAGUGUCUUCGGAUUACAACCACAUCUUCAUGGUUGAAUUUGAAUCUCUGCAGGACCGCGAGUUCUAUAAGAAUGUGGAUCCUAUUCAUGCCGAGUUUGCUUCGCGAAUCAUCCCACUCCUGAGCUUGACGAUUCUGGCGGUGUCUGAGGAAAGUAACUUCGUCGGCUUAUAG
Aspergillus aculeatus ATCC 16872 is the source of this 336-nucleotide messenger RNA. RefSeq names its product Dabb family protein. The coding region runs from base 1 to 336 and encodes 111 amino acids. The record is from RefSeq and is a predicted model, not a curated record. The transcript is spliced from 3 exons. Lineage: Eukaryota; Fungi; Ascomycota; Eurotiomycetes; Eurotiales; Aspergillaceae.